Molecule: messenger RNA, 2218 nt
Organism: Octodon degus (degu)
Lineage: Eukaryota; Metazoa; Chordata; Mammalia; Rodentia; Octodontidae
Gene: Gas2
Product: growth arrest specific 2
Exons: 9
Biological process (GO): actin crosslink formation
Cellular component (GO): actin filament
Molecular function (GO): actin filament binding; cytoskeletal adaptor activity; microtubule binding
Source: RefSeq, a predicted model, not a curated record
CAGGACUGUCAUGGUGGCAAGAUUUUAACCAGAGAAGUCGGUAUGAAAAGCAACUGUGUUUUGUUUCCAAAACAGGUAUUACAAGUGGAUAAAUAAUGUGCAGUGCUCUGAGCCCCAAGGUACGCGGUGGACCUGGCCUGUCUGAUAUGCAUCAGUAUAGCCAGUGGCUGGCCAGCAGACAUGAAGCUAAUUUGCUGCCGAUGAAAGAAGAUCUGGCCUUGUGGUUAACCAACCUAUUAGGGAAGGAAAUCACGGCAGAGACUUUCAUGGAGAAGCUGGACAACGGUGCCCUGCUCUGCCAGCUUGCCGCGACUGUGCAGGAGAAGUUCAGGGAGGCCGCGGACUCGCACAAGCCCGCCAAGAGUCUGCCACUAAAGAAGAUUCCAUGCAAAGCCAGCGCACCCUCCGGCUCCUUUUUUGCCCGAGACAACACAGCGAAUUUCUUGUCCUGGUGUAGAGAUCUAGGAGUGGAUGAAACCUGUCUAUUUGAAUCUGAAGGUUUGGUCCUCCACAAGCAACCAAGAGAAGUGUGUCUCUGUUUGCUGGAGCUUGGUCGGAUCGCAGCCAGGUAGGGAUUGAACCCAAAAGGUAUAACACAACUAAAUGGAAAGCGAGAACAUGAGGAAGAGCUCUCAUCCCCACCUCCAAGUUCUGUUCCCUCAUAUAGAAGCAAUGGUGGCAGAAUGAAUGGACUCGCUCUUGGAUUUCAGGUGAAAAGAAUUUCUGAGGACCCUCCUUGCAAGUGUCCGAGCAAGUUCUGCGUGGAGCGACUCUCCCAAGGAAGAUACCGAGUGGGCGAAAAGAUCCUCUUCAUUAGGAUGCUGCACAACAAACAUGUCAUGGUGCGUGUGGGAGGCGGAUGGGAAACUUUUGCUGGGUAUUUGUUGAAACAUGACCCUUGCCGAAUGCUGCAGAUCUCCCGUGUGGAUGGCAAAACAUCCCCCAUCCAGAGCAAAUCUCCAACCCUUAAGGACAUGAAUCCAGAUAAUUACUUGGUGGUCUCUGCCAAUUAUAAGGCUAAGAAGGAGAUUAAAUGAAACUAACUGGUUGCAACAGGGGACUUUGAUAGGGGCCCUAAACCCACAUCUCCAGCGUAGUCAGGUUAGUCCACAUGCUCAGAAAACCACUUUGGGAAAGGUGUAACAGACAGCAAAACGUCAUGGUACUGAAAUGUAGUAGCACUAUUUAUUUUGAAUGCUUCUGUAGGAAAAGACAUUGUUAAAAUACCCUAAAUUCAAUUUUACACUAGUCAAAUGGUAGGCAAAUUAUUAUUUCUCAAUAUAUGAGCCUAGUAUUUAGAGCACACACAGUAUUAGUAACACAAUUCUAGUCACGGAUGCUAAAGACAAGACUAUUAGUAGCAGAAAACACUUAGGAUUUGCGGAAAAGUCAACAGAAAGUGCCUGCUGCAUGUCUUUGAGUAAAAGCACCCCAGACAUUUUUAUAAUUGGAGGAUUUUUAGGCUACUUUUUACAAAAUGAUUAGUAUGACAAUGGGUUACUAAAAAUAGGCAACAGCACCACCAGUUAAGCACAGGCUCGUCACAGCUGUAACACUUUCCUGGAAAGGCCACUUCAGAAAAGUUUACAUCCAUUUGGAAGAAUGCCUUACGUUUAUCUCUGACCAAAUAUCUGGGGUCCUUUUGGAAGCUUUAGGUACACCCCCUUGAAGCGCUGAUGAAGUCUACACAUUCCUAAGCAUUGGGCUGGGUUUCGAAAGACUUGGUGUAAUUCCCACACAUGAGCUGACAUUUAUAUUUUGAUGAGUGAAUUGUACAGUCAAAUGGUCACUGACCUUAUGUUAUUUUAAAGCAUUUUCGUAUUAAAAUAUAUCUUCAGUUAAUCCUAUACUUUGCUAUGCUGUCUAGUAAAUUUGCUGUAGCUAAUGAUGUUACAGGCUUGUGUAUACCCUUGUAUACCUGGGACGGGCAAACAGCAAAAUAGUGUCCUCAGUGAUCCAAGAAUUAAAAAGAUAAAUUUAAAAAAUGUUAUCUGUCUCUAUAUCAAUUCUUCAACUUGAAAUAAAGCAAAUUUUCAAGUCGCCAUUUCCUUGGGAGUUAUAAGGAAUACUAAAUUAUGGCUACCUAGAACCUCUUCCUAUUGUGAGGAUGAGUGUGGUUGUGAAUAUAUAUUAUUUUCUUAGAAUCUAUCAUGGGUAGUAGGUCAUAAGUGCUUCUCUGAAUAUCAGAAAUACAGGUUGAAUUAGCUUAUUUUGUCAU